Vicugna pacos (alpaca) is the source of this 2962-nucleotide messenger RNA. Lineage: Eukaryota; Metazoa; Chordata; Mammalia; Artiodactyla; Camelidae. The record is from RefSeq and is a predicted model, not a curated record.
CCGAGGGGUGGGGAGAAGGGGAGGAGGCCUUAGCAGCCAGCAGAGAGAAGUGGCCAGAGAGGCCCAGGGGACAGCCAGAGACAGGCAGGCAUGCAGUCAGGGCCCCAGGGCCUGGACAGGGCCUUCCAGGCCCUGUGACAGGAGGACCCCGAGCCCCUGGCCCGGGGAGGGGGCCAUGGUGCUGCCUGCCCAACAUGUCAGCCGAGGUGCGGCUGAGGCGGCUCCAGCAGCUGGUGCUGGACCCUGGCUUCCUGGGGCUGGAGCCCCUGCUCGACCUUCUCCUGGGCGUCCACCAGGAGCUGGAUGCCUCCGACCUGGCCCAGGACAAGUAUGUGGCCGACUUCUUGCAGUGGGUGUUGGUCCCUGUGAUUCUCGGUUCUCAUCUCCCCCUGCCCUCAGUGGAGCCCAUCGCGGCGAGGCUUAAGGAGGCCCGAUUGCAGAGGGAUGACUUUGAGAUUCUGAAGGUGAUCGGACGCGGGGCGUUCAGUGAGGUAGCGGUGGUGAAGAUGAAGCAGACAGGCCAGGUGUAUGCCAUGAAGAUCAUGAAUAAGUGGGACAUGCUGAAGAGAGGCGAGGUGUCGUGCUUCCGUGAAGAGAGGGAUGUGUUGGUGAACGGGGACCAGCGCUGGAUCACGCAGCUGCAUUUCGCCUUCCAGGACGAGAACUACCUGUACCUGGUCAUGGAGUACUAUGUGGGCGGGGACCUGCUAACGCUGCUGAGCAAGUUUGGGGAGCGGAUCCCGGCUGAGAUGGCGCGCUUCUACCUGGCCGAGAUUGUCAUGGCCAUAGACUCGGUGCACCGGCUGGGCUACGUGCACAGGGACAUCAAACCGGACAACAUCCUCCUGGACCGCUGCGGCCACAUCCGCUUGGCGGACUUUGGCUCCUGCCUCAAGUUGCGGGCUGAUGGGACGGUGCGGUCGCUGGUGGCUGUGGGCACCCCGGACUACCUGUCUCCUGAGAUCCUGCAGGCCGUGGGUGGUGGGCCCGGGACUGACAGCUAUGGGCCCGAGUGUGACUGGUGGGCGCUGGGCGUGUUCGCCUAUGAAAUGUUCUACGGGCAGACGCCCUUCUAUGCUGACUCCACAGCCGAGACCUACGGCAAGAUCGUGCACUACCAGGAGCACUUGUCUCUACCAAUAGCGGUCGCAGGGGUCCCUGAGGAGGCUCGUGACCUCAUCCAGCAGCUGCUGUGUCCCCCUGAGACUCGCCUGGGCCGGAAUGGAGCAGGCGAUUUCCAGAAGCAUCCUUUCUUUUUUGGCCUCGACUGGGACAGCCUCCGAGAGAGCGUGCCCCCUUUUACACCAGAUUUCGAGGGUGCCACUGACACAUGUAACUUCGAUGUGGUGGAAGACAGGCUCACUGCCAUGGUGAGCGGGGGCGGGGAGACACUGUCGGACAUGCGGGAAAGCAUGCCGCUGGGGGUCCACCUGCCUUUCGUGGGCUACUCCUACUCCUGCAUGGCCCUCAGGGACGAUGAGAUCCCGGGCUUUAUGCCCAUGGAACUGGAGGCCGAGCCAUUGCCUGAGCCACCUGUGCAAGAGCCCAGCCUGGAACCCACGGUGCCCCCACCAGAGGACACAGAGCCAGGCUGCCCGAAGACUGGUUCCCAUACCCAGGUUGAAGUGGCAGUUCCGGAGGCAGUUCUGGAGGCCGUUCCGGAGGCGGUGGUGGAGGCCUUUCCCGAGGCAGUGCCAGAGGAGGCCGUGGCAGAGGCAGAGGUGACACUGAGGGAGCUCCAGGAAGCCCUGGAGGAGGAGGUGCUUGCCCGGCAGAGCCUGAGCCAGGAGCUGGAGGCCAUCCGCAUGGCCAACCAGAACUUCGCCAGUCAACUCCGCGAGGCCCAGAUCCGGAACCGAGACCUGGAGGCUCAAGUUCGGCAGCUGCAAGACCGGAUGGAAUUGCUGCAGGUCCAGGGAGCCACAGCUGUCACGGGGGUCCCCAGUCCCCGGGCCACGGAACCACCUUCCCAUCUAGAUGGCCCCCCGGCCGUGGCUCUGGGCCAGUGCCCGCUGGUGGGGCCAGGCCCCAUGCACCGCCGCCACCUGCUGCUCCCUGCCAGGGUCCCUAGGCCUGGCCUAUCGGAGGCGCGUUCCUUGCUCCUGUUCGCCGCUGCUCUGGCUGGUGCAGCAGCCUUGGGCUGCUGCAUUGGGUUGGUGUCCUGCGCCGGCCAUCUCGCCCGGGUCUGUCCCCGCCCGGGAGCCUCCUUUGCCCCCUGAACCCUAGAACCCGAGCCUGUCUUCCACUCGGGCUCUACUGGAGGGUUGGGUGACCCGGGCACGGCCCAGAAGCCACUCCCACCGCCUGGCGAUUCUCCGCACUUCAAGCGUGGGUCUGCGCCCCAACUCCAGCCCUGUGAUCCGGGCCAGCCCCCUGGCGGCCGGGGAGGGAGGAGCCGGGGCCGCGGCGAAAGGGAGGAUUUUAGCCGGGAUUGCUGCUGCUGCUGCUGGGGGGAUCGCGAACCUCUUUCUUCCUCCAGCCUGGCUGAGGCCCCGACGUGGAUGGGCAAACUGCGACCUAGAGAAGGCAGCAGGGCCAUGGCUUGGCAUCCGUUUUUCACUCUCCAUGCACCCCCACCACAUCGGCUCGCAAACCACAACUCUUCCUUGUGCAUGAGGCCCUUCCCUCCCGGGAAGACUUAUCUUUACGCGGCGAACGUCUAGCGCGAGUUCUGCCUGCUCUCUCGGGAACAUUUUGCUUUUGACAGCCCCGCUUUUUCGGGGACUCUCGGGCCCUCCUCACGUGCGCUGCUCUCGGAGCCACAGCCGGCUCCGCCCGCCUUGGCGGUUUGGGUAUUUAUUGACCUGUCCUCCGACCCGCUGACAGGCUCCAGGACCCCAGCACCCUAAUCCACGUUUUGGAUGCACUGAGACCCCGACAUUCCUCGAUAUUUAUUGUCUUUCCCCACCUAGGAUCCCCACCCCCGACCCUCGCGAAUAAAAGGCCCUCUCGUCUGCCCAAA